This is a messenger RNA of Fusarium fujikuroi IMI 58289, 1302 nucleotides long. RefSeq lists its product as uncharacterized. The transcript has 2 exons. The coding region runs from base 1 to 1302 and encodes 433 amino acids. The record is from RefSeq and is a predicted model, not a curated record. NCBI's taxonomy places the organism in Eukaryota, Fungi, Ascomycota, Sordariomycetes, Hypocreales, Nectriaceae.
AUGGACCGACUAGCACCAGAGAUUGUAUCCAAUAUCAUUAAACACCUUGUACCAGAUGAGUACUUCUCGCCAGCUAAAUUCUUCGACGAAACUAGACCUCCCAUCCACAGUCUCGCACCUUUAGCAGCACUAUCUCGCCGAUGGCAACCUCUGAUUGAAGAAGCCUCAUUCCGUCACCUCAAAUUGAACUCAGAAUCUGUCUUGUAUGCCAUCGAUAACAACAUUCUCACACCCAGGCGUCUUUCAUAUCUCCGCCGGCUUGAUUACUCGUUUUCACCCCCAGAUGAAGAACAUCCUCCAACGACAAGGGCUGAGAUUGACACGGGUUUUGUGCCUCUUUUCCGGCUGCUCGCUCAAAUACCUUUGCAAGACGAGCCACUAGUAGACUUUAACGUUACCAUGCCCUGGGCUCCAAGUGGCCCCAGUUAUCUCAGUAAACUGGAAGAUCACGUCGAGGACAACUUUGAUGUGUUGAAAGCAAGUCUCCCGGAAGUGCCCAUGAUACGAAGUUUCUACUUCUGCCGCGGGUUUGAUCGCUUCUUCUACUCCCCGCGCUCUUUUUGCCUGAUAGUGGGUACGAUGUCGCGUCUGGGAUCGCUUACUCUGCGCCUGAUGUCUCAGAGAGGACCAGAGAAUGUGUUGAAGGAGAGAAAUGAACUCGCACGAUCGUUGAAUGGCUUGCCUUCGUCGAUCCAUCAGUUCGACCUCGACUACUAUGUUAAUCCACGCUUGCUAUUGGAUGCCAUGUCCUUGGCGCCGACAGAAGAAGACAUUUUGAGCCGAGAACUAUGUAAAUUCUCGCAAAGAGAGGGCCUGAAAGAUUUCUCUUUUACAGGGAGCAUUGAGCCUACUAUUCUCUGGCCAUCCGAGUCAGAAACAGCUGAAAAGCCUCACUGGCCAAGCCUUAAAGCUUUCGAACUCACACCAUCAGACAUAUCACCCUCAGGGAAGCGGCUUGUAGUCCGCAACGUAUGGCGAUCACCAGAUAGCUGGCAUCCUAUGUAUCCCGUAGACGACGUGGCGAAUGAAUAUUUUGCGGCGGCUGCGCGAUGUGUAUCACGAAUGCCCAAGGCGGAAUAUCUCUCUGUAGAGCUGAAAGACUCGUGGUCCACGACUCUCGUUUUCUGUACCGGAUACCCCAAUGACCCUGACGAGCCGAUUUUGAGACUCUCGGGAGGAGGGGGAGCUAAGAUCUCUGAGGAGACUGAGAAGGAAUGGCGGAAGACGGCGGAAAUUCAUAACUUGAAGUUUUCCAUGGAAGUUGACGAGGAGGAGAACCAAGGAAUUGAUAAUGAAAGCUAG